UGUUGGCCAUGGCUUCUCUUCUCUCAAUCCCGCCAUCAAACCCUAACCCUAACCCUAACCCUAACAAAUCCAAACUUUUCACUAAAACCUCUUCUUCUUUCUCCUCUGCCAAGAUCCCUUCUUGGAUCUCUCUCAAUCCCUCCAUUGCAAGCAAUCCAAGCCAAAAUGGGCUCCUUGAGAACCUUCACCUUCUCUCACUCUCCAACCAAGGGAGGUUCCAUGAAGCCAGAGACUUCCUCCAGUUCAUGGACUCCUCCAACAUCCCCAUCAAAUCCCGUUUCUUCAAGCCCCUCCUCCAAGCCUGUGGAUUCUGGAACUCUAUUGACACUGGGAGGCUUCUCCAUAACCACAUUAUCAAGACCAAUGGAAGGAGAAACCCAGAUGGGUUUCUUGGCAACUGCCUUAUCCGAAUGUAUAUGGAUUGCUCUUGUUUUGAUGAUGCUCGGAAGGUGCUUGAUAAAAUGCCUGAUAAGAGCCUGAAUAGUUGGGGCAUCAUGGUGUCCAAUUAUGCUAACUUCGGGCUCUUUCAAGAGGCUAUUGAUAUUGUGUCCGAGAUGAGGUUGGCUGGUUUUGUUCCUGAUUGUGUGGUUUUCGCCAGUUUGCUACAGGCUUGCUCGAGUCCUUCGGAGCUUGAGAUUUGUAAACAAGUGCAUUCGUAUGUGAUUAGAGCUGGUUUCGUUCCUGAUGCUUCAAUUGAUUAUGAGCUCAUUAGAGUAUAUGCUGAAUGUGGGUGUUUGGAGAGUAGUGUGCUUCUUUUUGAUCGAAUGCCGGCGAGGGAUGCUGCAUCCUGCACUAAUUUGAUGGUUGGUUACACUAGAGCAGGGAAACAAGUUGAGGCAUUGGCUGUGUUUGAAAGGAUGAUGAGGGAAGGUGUUGAAUUGGAUCAGUUUGUGUUUUCAAUUGCAUUAAAGGCAUGCUCAUGUUUAGAGGACAGGAAAGCGGGAACGCAGAUUCAUGCAUUCAUAGUGAAGUUAGGACUGGAUUCCGAUGUUUCUUCUGGUCCUCCAAUUGUGGACUUCUAUGCCAAGUUUGGGGAUAUGGUUCGGGCUCGUCUUGCCUUUGAUAAAAUUUUGCAACCUAACGAUGUUGCUUGGAGUGCUAUAAUAUCUGCUUAUUGUCAAUUCAGUAUGUUUGAGGAUUGCUUGAAGAUGUUCGGACAUUCGAGAAAAAGAGACAUGGCUAUGAAUCCGUCAAUAUAUACUAACCUUUUUCAAGUUUCUGCAUCCCUUGCUGAUACUAAUUCUGGUACUCAGUUGCAUGCUGAUGCAAUUAAGAGAGGGCUUGUUUCCAUGCUCUAUGGAGAGAGCGCAUUGGUUACAAUGUACUCAAGAUUGGGUGACCUAGAAUACGCACGCAGGGCAUUUGAGCUCAUAGCUAAGCCUGAUACUGUCUCUUGGACUGCUCUAAUUACAGGCUGUGCUUAUCAUGGGCAGGCAUUGGAAGCCUUGAGACUUUUCAAGAAGAUGAUAAGCUGUGGUGUCAAGCCAAAUGCGAUUACAUUUAUUGGCAUUUUGACAGCAUAUAGCCAUUCAGGGUUAGUAUUGGAGGCAACAGAGUGUUUGGACACAAUGAACUCUGUUUAUGGGGUCAAACCGACCAAUGAUCACUACAAUUCUAUGAUCGAUGUUUACUGCCGUGCAGGCCAAUUAGAAAAAGCAUUUUCAUUAAUCAAAUCAGGUUUGUUUGAGCCUGAUGCAUUGAGUUGGAAAAUUAUGCUAGGUGGGUGCGCUACUCAUGGAAAUGCAGAUUUAGGAAAGAUUGCUGGUGAGAAUUUUCUGAUGAUGGAACCGAAUGAUUCUGCGGGUUAUGUUCUGAUGUUUAACAUGUAUGCUUCAGCAGAAAAAUGGGCAGAAGCAGCACUGGUCAGAAAGACGAUGAAUGAAAGAGGAAUCAGAAAGGAGGUGAGCUGCAGUUGGAUUAGAGUUGAAGGCAAGUUGCACAGAUUCAUUGUGGGAGAUCGGCAUCACUCCAUGACUGAACAAAUCUACUCUAAACUGGAUGAAUUGGAAAGUUCAGUUAGACAAUGUCGACAAGUUCAUACAAGAGAUGAAAGGUCAAAUAGUGUGCAUGAGGAAAGAGGGGAACAGCUUCUUGAUCACAGUGAGCGGCUGGCAAUUGCGUUCGGGCUUAUAUCAAUGCCUGGUAAUCACCCUAUCUUGAUCUUCAAGAAUCUUCGUGUUUGUGGUGAUUGCCAUUGGUUUACAAAAGCAGUUUCCAGUAUCACUAGGCGGGAAAUUGUCGUCAGGGAUUCAAGCAGAUUUCAUCACUUCAAAGAUGGGAAUUGUUCCUGCAAUGACUAUUGGUGACCAACAAUGUUAUGUUGCUGUGUUGAUAUCAGCACUCAUUUCUACUGUAAAAAAUGUGUGACAGAAGAAAUGAUACAAGUUAU
Molecule: messenger RNA, 2389 nt
Organism: Dioscorea cayenensis subsp. rotundata (Guinea yam)
Lineage: Eukaryota; Viridiplantae; Streptophyta; Magnoliopsida; Dioscoreales; Dioscoreaceae
Product: pentatricopeptide repeat-containing protein At5g13270, chloroplastic
Exons: 1
Coding region: 9-2306 (765 amino acids)
Biological process (GO): RNA modification
Molecular function (GO): zinc ion binding; RNA binding; protein binding
Source: RefSeq, a predicted model, not a curated record